GUUUGGAAAGUGGUUCUGGCUUUUGCUGUUCAGUGAAGUGAAACUUGGAAGGUUGUGUCAAUUCAGUUGAAGUGUCGGUUCUUCUGCAUUAAGGGAACAGAAGCGUGAUACUUUAUAAUUUACUCUUCCUCUCUUUCUUGAUCUUUGCCGAAAGAUUGAAGCCAAUGUACGCUUCGGGUACAGAUUCACUACCAGAAACUAAUGAAGUUGCAGUUACAGUGGCAAUCCCUACACGUUUUGUGUGGCCUUAUGGGGGAACUAGGGUCUUUCUCAGCGGUUCUUUCACAAGGUGGUCAGAACAUGUGCCAAUGUCUCCAAUGGAGGGUUGUCCCACCGUAUUUCAGGCUAUCUGCAGCUUGACACCAGGGUAUCACCAGUACAAAUUUUUUGUUGAUGGUGAAUGGCGGCAUGAUGAGAACCAACCUUUUGUGACAGGGAACUAUGGGACAGUUAACACUGUUCUGUUAACCAGGGAACCUGAUCCAAAUACAGCAAUCUUGUUCCCAGAGACACCUGGCUCCAGGUCCAACAUGGAUGUGGAUACUGAUACCUUUUAUCGUGUGGUCACAUUGUCAGAUGGUACUCUGCAGAAGGCAGUACCAAGGUUUGCAGAAAAUGAUCUGGAGGUCUCUCGCCAUCGUAUUUCUGCAUUCUUGUCCACCCAUGAAGCUUUUGAGUUGCUUCCUGAGUCAGGCAAGAUCAUCACCUUGGAUGUUGAUGUGCCUGUUAAGCAAGCAUUCCACAUUCUCUAUGAGCAGGGUAUUCCCAUGGCUCCUCUGUGGGAUUUCUGCAAGGGGCAAGUUGUUGGAGUCCUUACUCCACUGGACUUCAUCUUAAUCUUGAGAGAGCUUGGGAAACAUGGGUCAAAUCUUACGGAGGAAGAGCUUGAAACACACACUAUAUCUGCUUGGAAGGAGGUAAAAUUACACCUCAACCAGCAUGUUGAUGGGCAUGGCCGAGGUCCAAGACAUCUAGUCCAUGCUGGACCCUUUGAUUCUCUGAAAGAUGUUGCCUUAAAAAUUUUGCAAAACAAGCUGUCCACCGUUCCCUUAACCCACAGGGGUUCAUAUCCAGAGUUACUGCAUCUUGCUUCCCUGUCAGGGAUACUAAAAUGCAUUUGCAGGCAUUUUAGACACUCUUCUAGCUCCUUGCCUAUCCUGCAACAACCGAUUUGCUCAAUUCCUUUGGGUACUUGGGUUCCAAGAGUUGGCGAAUUAAAUGGACGGCCAUUAGCAGUGCUGAGACCAAAUGCUUCUCUUAAUUCUGCACUUUCACUAUUAGUUCAAGCUCAAGUUAGUUCAAUACCAAUAGUUGAUGAGAAUGACUCAUUACUGGAUAUAUAUUCUCGAAGUGAUAUCACUGCUUUGGCAAAAGAUAGAGCUUAUGCACAGAUUCAGCUUGAUGAAAUGAGCAUACAUCAGGCGUUGCAACUAGGACAAGAUGCAAGCUCUCCUCAUACAUUCUUCAAUGCACAGAGAUGCCAGAUGUGCAUUGAAGUGAUGGAGCGGUUAGCAAAUCCAGGCGUGCGGCGACUUGUCAUUGUGGAGGCUGGCAGCAAACGUGUGGAAGGCAUUAUUUCGUUAAGUGAUGUGUUCAGACUCUUGCUUGGUUAAUUGGAAGCCAAUCUCCAAUUUCAUAUGAAAAGGGGUUGCAUGGUCGCUUUGGAGAAACCCCUCCCCAGUUCUGGUGAAUCUUUCCAUCUGCUCUGGCCCCUGCUGCCCUUACCUCACUCUUUUCGUCUAGGAUGAAUGAGCUCAUUUAUUCAUGUUUCUGAGCAUGGUCUGGUUAGGCUACAAGGCUAAAGAGAGGGAAAGAUCUGUAAAGUGAGGGUUUGAAUUUUUUUUCUUCCUUUUAGCUCUUUAUUUAUCAUUAACAUUGCCUUACUUUAAUUAUUAUGAACUAAAUUGUGCUGCUGA
This is a messenger RNA of Telopea speciosissima, 1916 nucleotides long. Its product is annotated as sucrose nonfermenting 4-like protein. The record is from RefSeq and is a predicted model, not a curated record. NCBI's taxonomy places the organism in Eukaryota, Viridiplantae, Streptophyta, Magnoliopsida, Proteales, Proteaceae. The transcript is spliced from 13 exons. Bases 165 to 1613 code for a protein of 482 amino acids.